AUGCCUUCUCUCCAUCUCGGCAGCAAAGCACCCGAUUUCACAGCCGACACUACCCACGGACGUAUCCACCUGCACGAGUACAUCGGCAACAGCUGGACAAUGCUCUUCAGCCAUCCAGACGAUUAUACGCCAGUGUGCACGACAGAAAUAGGUGCUUUGUCUAAAAUAGCCACAGAGUUCACCGAUAGACGCGUUAAAUUGCUGGGUUUGUCCAUCAACGACCUCGCCUCCCAUCACGGCUGGAUUGGAGACAUAAACGAGCUAUACGAUACACAAGUACCCUUCCCGAUAAUCUCAGAUGCGCAGAGAAACGUGGCGGGAUUGUACGAUAUGCUCGACCAACUAGAUGUUACUAAUGUAGACACUCACGGUGCUCCACUCACAGUGCGCUCAGUCUUCGUCAUCGAUCCCACUCAGACGAUUAGAAUGAUGCUCACCUACCCGGCUAGCACUGGCAGGAACUGGUCUGAGAUACUCAGGGCAAUUGACAGUCUCCAGCUGGGUGAUAAUUAUCGCGUCACUACCCCCGCUAAUUGGAACAAGGGCGAUAGCGUCAUCGUUCACCCAUCACUCACCAACGACGACGCCGAAAAGUCAUUUGGGAAUUUGGAUUAUAAAAAACCUUAUCUCAGAAUGACACGCGAUCCCUCCACCACGACAUCUACUUGUACUCGAUAA
Messenger RNA from Wallemia ichthyophaga EXF-994, 678 nucleotides. RefSeq lists its product as uncharacterized. The record is from RefSeq and is a predicted model, not a curated record. Gene Ontology annotation, cellular component: cytosol; mitochondrion. Gene Ontology annotation, molecular function: peroxiredoxin activity. The transcript has a single exon. Gene Ontology annotation, biological process: cellular oxidant detoxification; cell redox homeostasis. Lineage: Eukaryota; Fungi; Basidiomycota; Wallemiomycetes; Wallemiales; Wallemiaceae. Bases 1 to 678 code for a protein of 225 amino acids.